GGGUGGGCCUGGCCCCGCAAGACAGCCGCGGGGCAAAUGCGCCGCGUAGCUAGAAAGUGCUACUAACCUCGCAUUGCUGCAGCCUAGUCGACAAACUCACAAACACCAAAGUUCCUUUGACGGCAGCCUUGGACGAUAGAAUAUCGCGGAUUUUGUUAACCAACGCUAGCAUCACCCUGAGACACAACAUGGCUCCUGGAGCAACGCUCUUGACCAAGCUAAAGGUCCAGCUUAAGCUGACCAUAGCAAGACUCAGAAUGGUCCAGCAACGUGAUGAGCAAUUAGGAAAGACACAGCGCCGGGCUAUGGCCCAGCUCCUGGAAGCUGGAAAGGUCGACUCCGCCACCAUCCGAGUCGAGAACAUCAUUCGAUCCGAUAUAACGAGCGAGCUCCAUGAGAUCCUGGAGCUAUACUGUGAAUUAUUACUAGCAAGAGCCGGGCUUAUGGAGGGCAGUGUGUGUGAUCCGGGCUUGGAGGAAGCUAUUCACAGUCUGAUAUACGCCGCACCCAAGACCGAGAUUAAAGAGUUAAGCACUGUGCGCUCAUUACUAGCGGAAAAGUACGGCAAGGAGUUUGUGUUGGGAGCCAUGGAGAAUUCUGAAGGCAAGGUAAAUGAGAAGGUUGUUAAGAAGCUCAGUGUAGAGCCGCCUCGCAAAGAAUUGGUCCAGGGAUAUUUGGAAGAGAUUGCGCGAGCCUAUGGUGUUGACUGGCCAAAACGCGACGGACCGUCACCACCUCCUGAGUUUACUGAUGAUGACGAAGAUGAUGACGAGCCAUCCGACGGGCAAAAGGUGCUCGCGGAUCCAUUAGCUGCGGAACAGAAGUCGCUAUCUAACGUGGACACUCCCAACAAGCCCAAGCCAGCCAGGAGUGUUAACUUGGCUAGUCCUGUGACAGUGACACCGCCGCGCAUGACUACUGAUAAUAUUCAUCCCAAAGUCACACUGGACUCGGUAGAACUGAAACCAAAGGCUGGUGCCAGACGGGGUUCGGCCGGCCAGAAGAAGAAUGAACCAGAAGGGUCGGUGCCUGACAUUAGUGAUCUGGAGGCGAGAUUUGCAGCUCUUAAGAAGCGAUAAACAUUUAACAUCAUAUUAUUAUAAAAGAAUACAAUUACAUAAUGUCG
Molecule: messenger RNA, 1126 nt
Organism: [Torrubiella] hemipterigena
Lineage: Eukaryota; Fungi; Ascomycota; Sordariomycetes; Hypocreales; Clavicipitaceae
Source: the annotation of a GenBank genome assembly